AUGCCCGUCUUCUCGUGGGUCGCCGGUUUCGGUGCGGUGGGCUUCAUCACUCGGAUGUACGCCCUCGGUAUUCAGAAGCGUCCCCUCUUUGACAACCUCGGCGGUCACGCUCUCUCAACACUGGCUUGGGGCGGCUUCGGCUACUGGGCAUACUACGCAAACGAGCGCAAUGUCGCGCAGAUCGAGCAGCGGAAGCAACAGAUGGCGCGUAUUCGGGCACGGGAGGAGUUGCCGUCGGGCGACAAGGCCGAGGCGGGUCACCACUAG
This is a messenger RNA of Rhodotorula toruloides NP11, 267 nucleotides long. RefSeq lists its product as uncharacterized. The transcript is spliced from 4 exons. The coding region runs from base 1 to 267 and encodes 88 amino acids. The record is from RefSeq and is a predicted model, not a curated record. NCBI's taxonomy places the organism in Eukaryota, Fungi, Basidiomycota, Microbotryomycetes, Sporidiobolales, Sporidiobolaceae.